UGGCUUUACACGUGUCAUUCAUACCUCUCUGUCUUCCUCAUUCCUUAUUUUCUUCUUCUUUCGUCGAUUUCAAUUUCGAUUUCAUCUUGCCGACGAUUAGCUAGCUAACUUCCUAAUAAAUCAUCUCCGACCACCGCAACAUCACGACGGACCGUGCUAGCGAAGUCUACACAACUCUACUACCUUCAAUUCUCUUUUCGUCAAAGUCGUAAGAAGUUUGGAAUUGAUCUGAUCUUCAUCUACCAAUAUCUCGGACAGUAGAUCCACCUUCGAUUCGUUUCAUCUCCUUACCUGAAAUCGCUUCGUUCUUCAAACUGGGCACAAAACAUGGUUUAUCACUCGAGCUUUGUGGAUGAAGAAGGGAUAACAAAGGCAUGUGGCUGCCCGUUGCUUCCUCUCAAGAGCCAUAUUAAGGGUCCUGCACCAGUUUCAGAACAAGAUAAAACUGAUAUAGUGGACGAGGCAAUCAGCUUCUUUCGUGCGAACGUCUUCUUUACAAACUUUGAUAUCAAAAGUCCUGCUGAUAAGCUCCUUAUUUACUUGACGUUCUACAUAAAUGUGGCGUUAAAGAGGCUCGAAGGAUGCAGAACGUUGGCUGUAGGAACUAAAGCGAUUAUCAACUUGGGUUUAGAAGAUAUUCCUGUUCCUGGAGAAACUGGCUUUCCUUUCCCUGGCCUCUUUUCGCUUCCUCAGUCCCAGGAUGAAGCAGAUCUUUUCAGGAACUAUCUAAAGCAAGUUCGUGAGGAGACAAGUGGGAGGCUACUGAGUGUAGCGUAUAGAGCCAACGGGACACCUAACAAAUGGUGGCUUGCGUUCGCCAAGAGGAAAUUCAUGAACGUGGUCGUCCUAUGAUGAAUUGAUUAUCAUUACAGUUGGUUAUUUUUCCGAAGCCACUGGAGAUCAUGAGCAUCACUGCUUUCAGCUUCCUCUGCGUAGGUGUUAGCCAAUGGAACCAGGAAGACGAAAAUCCCAUCUGAGAGCAUAAAGCAAAGCUCUCUCUCUGAAUAUAUUAUUAUACAUAGGGUGUGCCAAUGUAUUGUUUCAUACAACUGUUGGAAUCUAAAUUUUGUUGAACAAGAUCAAAGUUAAAUAAGAAAUCAUAUUAUUAAUA
Molecule: messenger RNA, 1111 nt
Organism: Capsella rubella
Lineage: Eukaryota; Viridiplantae; Streptophyta; Magnoliopsida; Brassicales; Brassicaceae
Product: actin-related protein 2/3 complex subunit 3
Exons: 6
Coding region: 328-852 (174 amino acids)
Biological process (GO): regulation of actin filament polymerization; Arp2/3 complex-mediated actin nucleation
Cellular component (GO): cytoskeleton; Arp2/3 protein complex
Molecular function (GO): actin filament binding
Source: RefSeq, a predicted model, not a curated record